Molecule: messenger RNA, 1772 nt
Organism: Zeugodacus cucurbitae (melon fly)
Lineage: Eukaryota; Metazoa; Arthropoda; Insecta; Diptera; Tephritidae
Exons: 2
Coding region: 306-1649 (447 amino acids)
Source: RefSeq, a predicted model, not a curated record
AUAUAGCGAAUCGUAAAGUGUAAGCGAGCGGUUGCAGACAGCUCAAGUAGCGGAAAAACUAAAGUGAGCUACGGCUUUAAAUACAGUGUAAAAAUCAAAAUUAUAUAUAUAUAUAAGAAAUGUGAUUAUUUAGUAGAACAAUACAUUCUUAAAAAUAACGCUUAAUCAGACAAAAUUUUGAACUCGAAUAUUUUUGUGGAAAAAGUUCAAUAAAUAAAUCAAAAACGGUUUACGGGAAUCAAAAUAAAAUCUUGUUGUGAUCUAGUCUUCAAAACCACCUCCAGUUUGGUGAAUCCCUCAGCAAUAUGAAGCGUUUACUGCUCCAUUCCUUCCUACUGGUCAUGUUGCACUUCACUGCGGCCUCCACAACAACCCAGCGUCCCGACAUACUAGUGCCACAUGCCGACAUCAAGAGCCGCAAAUUCCAAACUCAUUUCAUUGAUGAGCUCAACGCUUUGGUGGACACGGCCGCCGGCGAUCAUCUCAAUCGCCUACUACAGGAGCUACGCGCCAACAAAGACUAUGUCGCCUAUGCGUCGCGCAUCGAGUCGGCCGCCAGCGCCACACAACUCAUGCCGAAAAUCGUUUACCUCAAGCAGCUGUUGGACCUCAAGUUGAACGAGCCGCCACACGGCGUCGAGAGCUAUUACACGCUGCGCAAUCUAAACUUCCUCGGCAAAUUGAAGCGCGAAUUGUUGCAGCUGCAGGAAGAGAGCGCCACCGAGUUGCGUCAUCUACGUUGGUAUAAUUUAUGUGGACAAUUUUGGUACCGCGACCCGCUGUCGAAUCAAACACUGGCGGUGGCACACAAAGCCACAACGCGUCCACCCGCGGCGCCCCACUGGGCGAGUGUGAAGUUGGCGCCCUUGCGUGCCGAAACUGUAGCUUCGGCAGCAACACCCUUGGCGCACAUCGAUCUCGAACGUUUCGCACGGCUGCUGUAUGCCAAUGUGAAGGCGGCCGGCGCGGAGUUAAUCGAUGAUUAUUUGUUCACCGUACGCAAGCUGUUGCAGGAGGUCAUUGAAGAGAAGCACAUUUCGGCCAUGUCAUCGGCGGAGGUUGGAGAAGCGCAAGGCGAAGUGCCGUCCACCGCUGCGUCGCAUACACUGCACGCCAGCAAAGUGAACAAAGUGUUGAGCGAAAUCGACGCCAUACUCGCCAUUGAUGACUUCUAUGCGAAACGCAAUCGUUUGUACCGUUACCUCGAAAAUGACCUCACCACCGAUUAUGAGCAAUUCAAGAAUUCACAAUAUGCCAACGACGAUUUGGCGGAAAUGCUGGCGAAAUUACAGCGCAAGGGCGUCGAUCUCUUUGUCACAUUCAUAUUCAGUAAUUUCGAAUUUCUCGAACAUUUACACGAGACAUGGCGCAAGCUGCUGCCGUGGCCAACCAGUACGCAGGAGACGCCGCUGCAGUACGAUGCAGCGUCACAGCGUCUCUUCGACGUGCAUCGCUUGUAUGUGGAGUUUAAGGGCGAUUGGGAGAACAGCGCGACCUACGACGCCUAUCAGGCUGUGGUGAAUGCGCUAUACACGGACACGCGUAAUGGCAGUGCGAACAUGCUCGUCUUCGAGUUGCUCAACAAUGCAUCGGCGAAUGUGGGCAGUGUAACGCUGAAUAUGAUUAAGGCAAAGUGCGAUGAGCUUUGAGCAGGUAGCGGAUAGCGAGUGGUAGGGGACAGUGUAAUAUAUAACAAUAGGGAUAAGGUGAACUAACUGUAAAUAAUUGUAUAAAAUAUACAUUUUUGUAUUUUUUUAUGAAUAUUUUUAGAA